This is a messenger RNA of Lagopus muta (rock ptarmigan), 3382 nucleotides long. RefSeq names its product reticulon 1 (gene RTN1). Gene Ontology annotation, cellular component: postsynaptic density; neuron projection. Bases 339 to 2621 code for a protein of 760 amino acids. NCBI's taxonomy places the organism in Eukaryota, Metazoa, Chordata, Aves, Galliformes, Phasianidae. Gene Ontology annotation, biological process: endoplasmic reticulum tubular network formation; neuron differentiation; brain development. The transcript is spliced from 9 exons. The record is from RefSeq and is a predicted model, not a curated record.
AUGCGCUUGCCUGGAAGGGGUGCGUCCCCGCUGUGCGCGCAGUCCGUGCCUACCCUGCCAAAGCGGUUAAGUGGGGGAGAGCAGCAGCCAGGCUGGCAGAUUCCUGCCCUGUGAUAUGCCAGCCACAGGGUGACGCAAGGGCUGGAAGGCUCCAACUGAACAAGCCAUUUUCACCUGCGUAAUACGCGCUAGUGGAGAUACGGCAACAGCAGCGGCGGCUCCGAGUCCCGCAGCCGGCCAGACCCAGCGCGGCCGCGCAGCAGCCAGCCCUCGGCGGCCACUUUCGGUGGCUCCCGCCGCAGCCCGAGAGCCGGAGCCAGCGGCCGCCUGGCAGCAGCAUGUCAGCCCCGCCGGACCCCCAGGACCUGCUGCUGGCGGGCACCGCGGAGCGCUGGGCUGCGGCCGGGGCGGAGCAGUACGCGGCCGGGGCUGCGCUGCGGGAUGGAGACGGGGCUCGGCAGCGGGAGCGGCUGGCGUUCGGCUCCGCCGGGGAGCACCAGCCCGUCGCCAUGGCGACCGCAUCCCCAGGUGUCACGGCCUCAUCACACCUCUUUGACUAUGGCUCCAGCUCAGCCAAUGGGGCCGACAGCUCCUUCUACACCUCCCUGAUCUCAGAUGUUCACUACACCACUCCCCGGGACAACACCUACUUCACGGGCAUUUACCAGCAGGAGAACAGCCCCAUCCCCUGCUCAGGCAGCACGGAAGGCUUUAAUGCACUGGGGCAUCCCGUUCAAGAUGUGACUGGAUUUGAGUCCCGUGGCUUGUUCAGCUUGGAUUCGGGAAUUGAGAUGACACCUGCAGAGUCUGCUGAGGUUGACAAAACAUUAGCGGAUCCCAUGAAAGUGGAAGGUUAUAAAUACAUGGACAUAAGUAGACCAGAAGAAAUAAAGUACCAAGAAAAACACGAUCCAGACUUGGAAGAUGAGAGCCCAGACCUUAUCGAUGAGUACCGAGGAACACCCAUCGGAUCUGGCCGUGCUGCUGAACCUGAGAGGACAACAGUAUCAGAGGCCACAAAGGUUCCCAAAGAGCAAGACCCACUUGAAGACAAAAGAUUUAGCGACCAGCACAGCACCUCUGUGGUGACAGCCCCUGUCAAGAUCACACUCACUGAGACCCCUGGGGCCAGAGAGGCCACCAGCAAAGAGGCGAGUCUCAUGCAGCCCAAAUCUGGCCUGAAGCCGAGCCACGAGGUGGUACCAACAGUGACAGUAUCAGAGCCAGAAGAUGACAGCCCAGGCUCUGUCACACCACCAUCCUCUGGCACAGAACCGUCAGGCUCAGAAUCACAGGGCAAAGGCAGCCUGUCAGAGGACGAGCUCAUCAGUGCCAUUAAGGAAGCAAAAGGCUUCUCCUUCGAGACCUCCGAGGUGCAGCAGUCACCAGCCGUUUCUGCAGAGAAACAAGAGCAGAAGAUGAAGCCUGGGCACCCUGCUGUUCCCUCACCUCUGGAUAACGAGGCCAGCAGUGCCGAGUCUGGGGACUCAGAGAUCGAACUGGUUUCAGAGGACCCGCUGGCUGCCGAGGAGGUGCUGCACUCCAACUACAUGACCUUCAGCCACAUCGGAGGGCCCCCUCCCUCACCUGCCUCCCCAUCCAUCCAGUACAGCAUCCUGCGGGAGGAGCGGGAGGCUGAGCUCGAUAGCGAGCUCAUAAUUGAAUCCUGCGAUGCCUCAUCGGCCUCUGAAGAGAGCCCGAAGAGGGAGCAGGACUCCCCUCUCAUGAAGCCCAUGGUAAUGGACAUUAUCAAGGAAGAGAAUAGCUCACGUGCCAGCGCCUUGGACUAUGAAGCUAGUAAAACAACGGAGAGCAGGAUGAACAGGGAGAACCUGGCAGACUCUGCAUCCUACCUGAAAUGCUCUUUUGUUGCCCCGAAAGUAAGCUCUGAGCCUCCAACAUCUGCUGUCAGCACUGAGGAGCUGAAGGAAAGAAUAAUCCUGAAGAAACCCAUUGAAGAAACUGUUGUUAACCAAAGUAAAGUGUCUUCCAAGGACUCUGGGAAAAGAAGCCCCUUGGCUUUGCCUCUACUGCCGUUUUUAAAUAAGCAGAAAGCUAUCAACCUGUUGUACUGGCGCGACAUCAAGCAGACAGGGAUCGUGUUUGGCAGCCUCCUCUUGCUGCUCUUCUCCCUGACCCAGUUCAGCGUCGUCAGUGUUGUGGCCUACCUGGCCCUCGCCGGCCUCUCGGCCACCAUUAGCUUCAGAAUCUACAAAUCAGUCCUACAGGCCGUGCAGAAGACUGACGAGGGCCAUCCCUUCAAAGCCUACUUGGAUAUGGAAAUGAAUCUCUCACAGGACCAGAUUCAGAAAUACACAGAUUGUCUCCAGCUAUACGUCAACAGCACAGUCAAAGAGCUGAGGAGGCUCUUUCUCGUUCAGGACCUUGUGGAUUCUUUAAAAUUUGCAGUACUAAUGUGGCUGCUGACUUACGUGGGAGCCCUCUUCAAUGGCCUGACUCUUCUGAUAAUGGCUGUGGUGUCUAUGUUUACUCUCCCUGUUGUAUAUGACAAGUAUCAGGCACAGAUUGAUCAAUACUUGGGACUCGUGCGGACCCACAUAAACACUGUUGUGGCAAAGAUUCAGGCUAAAAUCCCAGGUGCUAAGAGAAAGGCAGAGUAAAGCAGACAUCAAGAAUCCAUCGACUACAGUAAUGAAUAACGGGGGAAUCUGGAGUGAAACAGCUCUGUUCUUACACUUUACUGCAAAUUUAUCCUUCUUUUAUUUCUCUACACCAUGAUAUUAGAAACGUGAAACUCAGAAGCAGUGCUUUUCCCCUGCUGCUUCUGCACUUAGAAUAUUUGCAAUCACUUGUGUCAAGCACUAAAGUAUAGCAAAGAGAAAAGUGUACUAGAUGUGGUUUUUUGUGUUGCUUAUAAAGUGCAUGAUGGUGAGCGCCUAAAUAAUAUUGACCUUUUUUAUUUUAUUUUUUUAGUGUUUUUCCUUCUUCUAUUGGCAUUGCUUCUAUAACUUUCAAUGUUACAUGUGGCUAGGGGCUUUCCUGCUUAGCGCACUGAUGCAAUAGUUAAAAUUGCUUCUACGUCACUGGGUUGCUGGUUGGAUUCAUCUUUAUUAACUAUAUAGAUUGUAGACUGAUGUUUUAGUGUUUUCCAGCACAAAUAAAAUAAACAGUAAUCGGUACUUAUGGUAAUCAGUUUUGUAUAACUCCAAAAAUACACAAACAAAACCCAGUACUUUUGUCGUAAGGGAUUGACAGGCUGAUUUACAUGUAUGGCAACUGGAAAGUUCCAGCUUGUUAAAUUUAUUACAAUUUGUAUUACAUUCUCUGUAGUUCCUAAUGGACUUAAUUAUGGACUCUGAAUAUUUGCACUUAUGUACUUGAUACCGAAUGCAGAAAUAAAUGUUACUAAAUGUAAAAAGUC